Molecule: messenger RNA, 1091 nt
Organism: Rhipicephalus microplus (southern cattle tick)
Lineage: Eukaryota; Metazoa; Arthropoda; Arachnida; Ixodida; Ixodidae
Product: tigger transposable element-derived protein 6-like
Source: RefSeq, a predicted model, not a curated record
GUGCUUUCUUCCUCCCACUGCUCCCACCCCGCCGUCGGUCAGUCUCUCUUCCUCAGCGAUCGCGCGAGCAACGUCUAGAGCGGAGCAGAGACAACCCUCUAUGGCGCCGACGAAGCGAAAAGCCGUGUCGCUUGAGACAAAGUCAAAUAUUUUGCAGGAUUCGCGACGCGGUUUUAAAGUGAGUGCCCUCGUAAAAAAAUACGAGCUCGCCCAGUCGACGAUCUCGACCAUCCUCAAAGCCGGAAGCACUGCGCUUUUGAAGGCUGGAACCAGUGGCCAUGCCGACGAGCGGAAGAGAGUUCGGGAGCCCUUGUAUGCAGAUGUCGAAGAGGCACUCUACCAGUGGUUCUUGUCGAUCCGUGCCCAGAAUGUGCCGAUUAGUGGGCCAAUACUUGCCACAAAGGUGAAAAACUUGGCCUUUCUGCUUGGUCGGUCGAAUUUCAAACCUGGCGGCGGCUGGAUACAAAGAUUUAAAGAGCGGCACGGCAUUGUGUACAAGAACGUGGUGGGAGAAGCGGCCUCUCUCGAUUCAGAGGCGAAGCAGCAGUGGCUCCAGACCAACCUGCCCGUAUUGAUGGAGCGCUUCUCAGCCAGAGACAUUUACAACUGUGAUGAGACUGCCUUUUUCUUUCAAAUGACACCAUCGAAGACGCAUGCUUUGAAGGGCGAUCCGUGUCCCGGCGGUAAGCACUCCAAGGUUAGGGUAACCGUAUUACUUUGCGUGAAUAUGGACGGGAGCCAUCGGCUCAAGCCCUUCUGGCUCGUGUUAACGAUUGACGGCUCGGCUCCCGGUACGUCGGGCAAUGCAGGCGGGCAAUGCAGGCGCUGCGACGGCAGCGACAGUAGUGAUGAGGAGGUUGACAGCGCCUCUACGACCCCGUCGAUGACGACACAAGGUGCACUGAUGUCUAUCGACUCCCUGAUUGACUUUAUGCACAUCAAAGGAAUGCCGCCAGAGUUUUCGCAGCAGCUGGAAGCUAUGCGCACCGCGGUUGUGAAGCUGAAGCUUCCGCGGAAGCAACUGCAGAUUUCGGACUACUUCGGCGUGCCGAACCCGUGAUGCGUUCUUCGGAGUAAGAAAUAAAGUCUUG